Molecule: messenger RNA, 1396 nt
Organism: Saccostrea cuccullata (small rock oyster)
Lineage: Eukaryota; Metazoa; Mollusca; Bivalvia; Ostreida; Ostreidae
Product: centromere protein N-like
Exons: 9
Coding region: 41-1105 (354 amino acids)
Biological process (GO): chromosome segregation; CENP-A containing chromatin assembly
Cellular component (GO): nucleoplasm
Source: RefSeq, a predicted model, not a curated record
UUGACACGCAAGUCGGCGCACUUUUUUGUAUGUUUUGAAAAUGAGAUUUAUUGCCGAUGUUUUAAAGUCAGCUGUGGCAAAAUGUAAAGCAUCUGAGUUAGAAUCGUUAGUUCGACAAUGGGGAUACUUGAAGAAUGUUGAAUUAGAUCAGAUAGACUUCUCCAAAUCGAAAAGAUGUGUGUAUCGGGAAAUACUAAGAUUGUGUGAUGAAAAACAUAAACAGAAGGAAACUGCUGAUAGAGUCAAUGAAUUUGACUUGAUGUGUUCUGUAAAAUAUUCAUUCAAGAAGAGAUGGUCGAUGUACAAACUUAGUGAUAAAAAGACAGGGACUCUGAAAGAAAAUGAGCUAUCAGAUCCUAAAAAAUUCAAGAAAAAGCUCCUACAGCAAAUUGAGCUGUAUUUUGAUUCCACAGCAGCAGUAUCAGUGACUCUACAUGACGGUGCUCUCUGGUGUAGGCUGUACAUACAGUCGGGGGCACCUGCCCGCUUUAUGAACUCUAACACUAUUUACCUUGUUUAUUAUCCUCACUGUCCAUGCUUUGCCAUUACAGCCUUCAAAGUUUCUGUCCGGAAUUUUCUGUUCCAGUGUCUUUCAAAUGCCUUCAACCAUCACUCUCUGACAAACAUGAUGCUCUCAGGUCUACAUUAUAAGUCACUUUUUCAACUGGCUUUCAACAAAAUAGGGGAGAGUUCAUUUGGAAGACUUAAAGCCAUUGAAAAUCUUCCCUUUUUGUGUCGGAAUGAGCGUAAGCGCAAAGCAAAAGAAAUGGAAAGAGAACCCAACAUGAGAUCUGAAGAUGAAGUGAUGAAGCGGAGAAGGUCACAAAGUCUGGAGGCCUCCUUUGGGGUCUAUGAUCAACCUGUCCUGGAAUCUCUGCAGUUUAAGGUGGAGGUGAAAUUUAGAGGAAGUCAGAACCUGGUAAACUUUCCAGUAGAGGAUGAACCAUUUAGAUGUCGUGUAAAGUUUGAAGGACCUUCUGUGUUAGAGGGAGUUCGUAACUUAGCAAGCUGUGGGCUAGCCAAUGAGCCACUACCUAAACAUUUAAUGCGAGUUAAUUCACUGGGGACAAAUUACUUUGUUCUUCGAAACAAAGACAAAACCUGAUGCAAGAAAUCUCUAAAGCUUAAGGGAUGAAAUUAUGUGUUUCUGAGGUUGUACUCUGUAUUACAGUAAAUCAGUGGUCAGUAUUUUAUCUGUACUGACUACCAGCAGUAAUAAAACAGUUCCUGCAGUCAGGCUGUUCAUGUACACUGUAUGCCAAUGUAUUCAUCAGGUUGAUGUCUUUCUUUUUAUUUUCUUUUACAUCCUUAUCUAUCAAUGUUUAACAGUUUUAUUUGUUACUUCACUGUUACUAGAAAAAUAGGUUGUUCUAAGCAAAAAAUAUUAAAUUAUGGA